AUGGGGCGAUUCUUAGGGGCGUCUCCCACCGCCGCGGGCGACCGGUACGCGGCGGUCCCGCGCGGCCACGAGGACGAACGCCCCGACGCCCGUCGACACGCGCCGCCCACUGCGCGGGCGCCGGCAACAGCGCUCGAGAGCAGCAGCAGCAGCGACGGCGACCGGCAGUCGCUAACGAGCGACAACAGCAGCAGCCGCAAAGACGGCGACGGCGGCGAGCGAUUGGACGAUGCAGAGGACGCGACACGCGACACGAGCGACGAGCGACAGGGCGACGACCGCAAGACAGCAGCAGUGGCGCCGCUCGAAAAGGACUGCGGCACUGACGACGACAAAGACACGACUGCCAGUGGGACUAAUGGGGCUACUGCUGCUGCUGCUGGGGAUAUUGCUACUGUUACAGGGGCUACUGCUGCUGGGGCUGCUGCUACAGGGGCUACUGCUGCUGGGGCUGUUGCUACUGCUACUGCUGGUGGGGCUGUUGCUGGUGGUGAUGGGGAGGCGAUUGUCGUGCGCAUAUUGGACCUGAACGGCAAGUUCUUUAGCAUUACGUGUCGUCUGGACUGGCGCGUGAGCCGCCUCAAGCAGCACGUGCUCGAGAGUACGGACGUGGCGGUCGCGUCGCAGCGGCUGAUCUAUCGCGGCCGCGUGCUCGAAGACGACGCGUCGCUCGAGAGCUACAAAGUCGAAGACGGCCACACGAUCCAUUUGUUUGUCCGCACGGCGCCCACGCCGGACCCCGAGCUCUUGAGUGCCGACGGCCACGUCCCUGGCAGCAGCAGCAGCAGUAACACGAACGGCGCACGGGACGACGGCCUCGCGAUCGUGCACAUCAAUAGCGAAGUCGUGUCGUCGGCCGUGUUCCCGUCCGACUCGGCUCGCCGCGUGGACCCGUUGAUGCUCGACUCGUCGCUGGGCAAUUGCGCUCGUCGGGUGAAGCUCUGGAGCUCGUUCUUGCUGAUCAUUUACACGAUGAAAGUCAUGGGUCAGUUUGCGUUGCUGGCGAACGACCAGCAGCAACAGCAGCAGCGAGCCGCGCGACAGGAGCAAGAAGCACUGGGUAUCCACGAACCCGAUCGGCCGAUGAACCGCUACGACGAGUUCCCGCAGUACUUCAAGCCCGACCCGGUGAUUGGCAGCAUUGAGCUCAUGGUGCACUGCUUUGGCGUGUACGUUGGCUGUGUUGGCUUCAAGGCGGCCCAUGACACGGACAUUCGCCCGAUCCGUUUCUACUGCCGGGGGGUCGUCUGGCUCGCGUUUCUCACGGUCAUGGAGCAGAUUUACACGACCGUGCGGAUCUCGGAAUCGGACUUUCCCACAGAGCGCGUGCGGUAUCCGUACGGCGGACAGGGACCUACGAAAGAGGACGUCGUGUCGGCCAACGUCUUCCAGACGAUUAUGCUCGUCGCCAUGUGGCUCAUUGCCAUCCGCCACUCGUAUAUGCACCAGCGUGAAGUGGCGAUAUACAACCAGUCGUUUGCUGCAGCAGCAAUGAAUGCUGCGCCGCCUGUGCACCUGCCCGACGUGGUAUAA
This is a messenger RNA of Hyaloperonospora brassicae, 1533 nucleotides long. The record is from the annotation of a GenBank genome assembly. NCBI's taxonomy places the organism in Eukaryota, Oomycota, Peronosporomycetes, Peronosporales, Peronosporaceae.